AUGAAAGAAGUUAACAAAGACAACACAACAGUGUUUUCAGGAAUAUUUUCCCUAAUCUUGGCAGAUCCAGAAGAAGUGCCAACUCUGCGACUUCCCAAUAUCUUCUCUGACGAUGCCACAGAUGUUGAGGAAUUCAUUAAAAGAAGAAAUUUAAAAAAAGUUUAUAAGCGCAAAAAAGUACCCAAAAAAAGAAUUACAGCGUGCCCUCACGCAAAUAAAAAACACUAUGCCAAGAACAUGUGCAAUAAUUGCUAUCACCGAAGCGGGCGAAACAAGAAGGCUUCGGAUUGCCCACACCAAGAUCGCCAACUCUAUGCAAAGGGAAUGUGCCAGUUCUGCUAUUUGCGAAGCUAUCAUAAGUCAAAAUCUUGCAAGGUUGUCAUCAAAUUAGAUGAUUUAAAGAUUUAA
Molecule: messenger RNA, 408 nt
Organism: Blepharisma stoltei
Lineage: Eukaryota; Ciliophora; Heterotrichea; Heterotrichida; Blepharismidae
Source: the annotation of a GenBank genome assembly